CCGGCCCAGGCCCUCGGCCGUGCUGCUGCGGGGCCCGGGGCUCGGUGACGCUGGGCUGGCCCCGUUCCGCCCGGGACCGUGGGGGGCUCGGGGGGUCUCACACACCGGCGUGGCCCCGUCCCUGCUGUGACCACGAGCCCAUCCCGGACCCCGGUUUGGACUGGCCGGGUCCCGGUUACAUCGGCGCUGCCCCGGGGCACCUACGUGCGGCUGAAUCCCUGCUCCCCGCGGGCCGGGCAGGGCCGGGCCGGGCCGGGCGGGGCCGCUCCCGGCCGCGGUGGCAGGGCCGAGACGUGUCGGCUACGUGGCCCCGGGGCGGGGCGGGCGGCACCGACACGCGAACGGGGCUGGCUCAGUGGGUACCGGGGAGCACCGGCGGUACCGGGUUGGUGUGCGGGGUGCGUGGUACCGGGGGGCACCGGCGGUACCGGGUUGGUGUGCGGGGUGAGUGGUACCGGGGGGCACCGGCGGUACCGGGUUGGUGUGCGGGGUGAGUGGUGCCGGGAGGCACCGGCGGUACCGGGUUGGUGUGCGGGGUGAGUGGUACCGGGGGGCACCGGCGGUACCGGGUUGGUGUGCGGGGUGAGUGGUACCGGGGGCUGCGCUGGGUGGGCAGCGCUGCGCGUUCCCAGCACCCUCCCAGCCGUGCGAGCGCGUCCCCGCCGUGCUGGAACCGGGGCGGCUCCCGGAGCCCCCUCCCCUCUCCCAGCGCCGGGUUCCCACGGGCGCUCGCACCGACCCCCGGCAGGACCAGCCCCGACCCCGGUGUUCCCGUCCCGCCGCAGCCCGAGGUCGCGGGAUGAGGAAGCCGCCGGUGAUGCCGCUGCCGCUGCUGCUGCUGCUGGGGCCAGCGGCGUGGGCCGCCCCCAGGGCGGGCACCAACAGGCCUGAGCCCCCCGUGGCCGCAGUCGUGGAUCCGUACCCCGACCCGCUGAGCCCGGAGUCGCCUGCACUGCAGCUGCUGUGGAGCGCCGUGCGGAGCCUGGGGCCCCCGGAGCAGGACGUGGAGGCCAUGACACGGGAGCAGGCCCUGCUCUACCUCUUCGUGCUCCAUGACCACGACCAGAGCAGGCACCUGGAUGGGCUGGAGCUGCUGCAGUUACUUGGCACGGUGCUGGCACAGGCCGGGGGGCAGCCAGACCCUGACAUGGUGGCUGCACUGGUGGAUCAAGCUCUGGCAAGGCAGGACCUGAAUGGGGAUGGGCUGCUGAACCCCUCUGAGCUGCUGGACCCCCCCGAGAUGCUCUUGUCUGGUCAGGACAAGGGUCCCCCAGGACAGCCCCCACUAGAGCAGGAGGCAGGGGUUGGAGCUGUGCCUGGCAAGGGCACAGAGAUGCCAAGGCAGGACCUGGAGUUGAAAAGCCCAGGACAGGCAGCCCCUGAGGCUGGAGAGCCCCAGACUGGAGCCCCUGAGGAGGGAGCCCCUGAGGCUGGAGACCCCCAGACUGGAGCCCCUGAGGAGGGAGCCCCUGAGGCUGGAGACCCCCAGACUGGAACCUCUGAGGAUGGAGCCCUCAAGAUGGAAUCCCUCGAGGUGGAAUCUCACAAUACUGAGGCCUUGGAAGCAGAAAUCGUUCCUGGGGCCAAAGCCCCCAGUACUGAUGCCACAGAGGAAGAGGAAUCCCCUGAGGCUGAAGCCCCUGAGGAGCAGGCAGCCCCAGCCUGGAGGGACCAUGGGGAGGGGUAGGCAGUGGGGGCUGUGGGAUG
This is a messenger RNA of Onychostruthus taczanowskii (white-rumped snowfinch), 1707 nucleotides long. It is a transcript of the gene CGREF1, whose product is annotated as cell growth regulator with EF-hand domain 1. Lineage: Eukaryota; Metazoa; Chordata; Aves; Passeriformes; Passeridae. The coding region runs from base 800 to 1687 and encodes 295 amino acids. The transcript has 5 exons. The record is from RefSeq and is a predicted model, not a curated record.